This is a messenger RNA of Gadus morhua (Atlantic cod), 3774 nucleotides long. RefSeq names its product vasodilator stimulated phosphoprotein b (gene vaspb). Gene Ontology annotation, molecular function: SH3 domain binding; profilin binding. Gene Ontology annotation, biological process: neural tube closure; actin cytoskeleton organization; positive regulation of actin filament polymerization. The record is from RefSeq and is a predicted model, not a curated record. The transcript has 14 exons. The coding region runs from base 453 to 1763 and encodes 436 amino acids. Lineage: Eukaryota; Metazoa; Chordata; Actinopteri; Gadiformes; Gadidae.
AGGGCCAGACUCCAGUGAACUCACCCACAGCCUUGAGGCCGGGAGAACAGUCUGACGCACAUUCACGCCAUUGUGUCCGUGGAACCAGCAGAUCAAUUAGUGCCAAUUAAAGAAGAAGUUGCGCUUUGGACGUGCGUUUUUUUUUUCACUUUGUCUUGGAGCUCAGUGCUCGGUGGUGAUAUCAGACCAAUGCGGGAUAGUGAUCGGAGUUGACGAGCCGCUCCACUACUGUAUCCCCCCCCUCCCCCCCCUCUCCGCACAACCAGGAAAUCCACCGCCGAGGUGUGCUCCUUCUUUAUCCGGCUUGUAGCUCCCCCUCUACGGGUGUUAGAUGUACGUUGACGGGCUUUUGUCGGGUUCUUUACGUUAUCCGGUUGCUUCUUAAACCCGGGCUUUUGAUCUGAAGACACCCGGACUGCACCCGAGGAGAGGACCUCCACCCCGGCGGAACAAUGAGUGAGUCGAGUAUCUGCCAGGCUCGGGCCACGGUGAUGAUCUACGACGAUGGCAACAAGAAGUGGCUGCCGGCGGGCACCGGGCCACAGGCCUUCAGCAGGGUGCAGAUCUACCACAACCCCACCAACAAUGCCUUCAGGGUGGUGGGGCGCAAGAUGCAGACGGACCAACAGGUGGUCAUCAACUGUCCAAUCGUGAAGGGUCUGAAGUACAACCAGGCCACGCCCAACUUCCACCAGUGGCGUGACGCGCGGCAGGUCUGGGGGCUGAACUUUGGCAGUAAGGAGGACGCCACGCUGUUCGCCAACGGCAUGAGUCACGCGCUGGAGGUGCUCGGCUCCAUGGCAGACGCAGGUUACGCCACCCUCCCCCGCCCAGUGUCCAAUGGCCCGUCCCCAGAGGAGCUGGAGCAGCAGCGGAGAGCCGAGCAGCAGAAGCUGGAACAGCUGGAGAGGGAGCGCCAGGAGAAGGAGAGGAAUGAGAGAGAGAGGCUGGAAAGGGAGAGGAUGGAGAGAGAGAGACAAGCUGCUGCAGUUUCCAUUCCCCCAGCUCCCCCAGCUCCCCCUAUGGGCGCGGGGGCUCCCCCGCCGCCACCACCGCCCCCUCCUCCACCCCCUGGCCCGCCUCCUCCCCCCUCUGGGGGCGGGAUCCCUCCCCCUCCUGGACCACCUCCACAACUCGGGGCAGGUGCCCCACCCCCGCCGCCGUUGCCCCCCGGUGGGCUGGGAGGGGAUAGCGGAGGAGGAGGAGGAGGAGGAGGGGGGUUAGGAGGCCUGGCAGGGGCACUGGCAGCAGCUAAACUCCGGAAAGCAUCCAAGCAGGAGGAUGCGGGGGCUGCUCUGGGGAGGACCGACUCCAGCCGCAGCUCUAACUCUUCCAGUGGAGGUGGAGGGGGAGGGGGUGGAGGAGGCGGAGGCGGCGGAGGUCUGAUGGGGGAGAUGAGUGCCAUACUGGCACGGAGGAGAAAAGCUGCAGACACUGGAGAGAAGGUGCCUGCAAAGACACAGGAUAAUGAUGAUUCUGAGUCUGCCAGCCAGAACGACACUCGUAAACCGUGGGAGAAGUCGUCGAUGAGCAGGAUAAACUCCGUCUCCAAGAACAUGGACUCCACUUCCUCAUUGCCCCAGGGUUCCAGGGUGAAGACUGGGGGCGGUGCUGGUAACGGUAAUGAUGCCGGAGGAGGCGACGACACUGAGCUGGAGAAAAUGAAACAGGAAAUCCUAGAUGAGGUGAGGAAGGAGCUACAAAAAGUCAAGGAGGAGAUCAUUGGAGCCUUUGUUCAGGAGCUUCAGAAGAGAAGCACAUGAGGAUCAGAGGAUUGAGUUUGGAUACGGACCUGCAUGGGUUCUUCCUCACUGCCCCCUCCUGCUCAGCCCAGGGAUUUAUAGUCCUCUCUAUCUCUAGCCUCUCAAUCUAAUCUAUCUGUCACUCUAACACACACACACACACACACACACACACACACACACACACACACACACACACACACACACACACACACACACACACACACACACACACACACACACACACACACACACACACACACACACACACUAGGCAAUGCCUACUGUCUCUUACACAUGCACAUGUAAGCACGCUUGCUUAAUAUGUCCCACCGUACAUAUUCACUUUAUCAAAAGAAAAAAAUAUAAAGAAAAAUGAACAGACCCCAGGGAAUCCUUUUCAGAUCCUAUGCCAUCAGGGACUUUGAUGAUCUUAAACCAUUGCUGUUGUAGCCAGGACCCCAACUUUCAUCAACUCAUUGAAUGCGCCCAUGUCCAUGUCCCUCCUGAUCGUUCCUUCCAUUAAGACCACUUCUGAGCACAGUAUGUCUUCCCUGUCCCCUCUGUGUGGUCCAUCAACCAUGUCCCCCCCCCUCCCCCGACCGAUCGCUUUCUUCCGCCUCGACCUCGAAACACGGCAGUUAUAAACACACAGGGUGAUUUUCAGAAUCACGCUGGUCUUCAGGCCACGCCAGUUAUCCACAGGGUGAUCUACAGUAUUCGGGGACAUCAUCAUCACCGUCAUUCACUUUGGUUACUGUCCUGUAUCGUGAGAUAUUGGCAUGCAGGGAUUUCUAAGCAAUCAACUUUUUUCUCUUCAAAUCUUUUUUUUCUAUUCCCUCUCUGGUGACACACUUUUCUUCAUCCUCAAGACACUGCCUAUACAGAGAGCUUGGUUCAACACCCUCCCCAACCCCCCCCCCCAAAUAUCACACAACAACCAAACAAAAAGGAGUUUUGCCUUGAUGGCAGACUGAAAAAGGAAGGACAUGGCGUUGGAGAACAGGGAAUUCAGAGAACCUUUACGUUGAGCGCUCUGGGCUGCCACGAUGCAUGCGGGUCUAAAGGCACAUCGACAAGUGCUCGGUUCCAGCCCCCACGUCCGAUGGAUUUUAAAGCUCCCAAGACACUGGCUAUUGGCAUUUAAACACAGCUCCAGCCUACCACACCACAAGACGGAGGAAUCACAUGGCGGAGAGGAGAAGCAAAGGGAAUGGGAUUACUACAAACACGACACCCAGAGUGCUGUGGAAGAGGGUCGCGUGUUGUAGUUUGUGACAGAGCAGUGGGUAUUGUAAGUUGGAAAUGGUUUGGAAAGUCGGUUUUCUUUGCGUUGCACUUGUUUCAGAGAAAGUGUGUCAGCGUGCUAUACUGAAUUGACACAUGAGCUUUGCCCUCCCACUCAGAGAGAAUCGGUUGGCCAGUGCAGUUCCCCUAAACUGUGCUUCUUGUACAAUGAUUUCUUUUCUUUUUUUUGAAUUCUGGGUAUGUUUUCUAACUUUAAAACAUGAAAUAAAAUUGGCCAUGACAAGGUCAAUUAAUUUGGCCAAGUCCAACUGCCUUGAGAAUAAAUAUAUAAAUAUAUAUAUAAGGAAAAUAUAUAUUUGUUUUGAGGGAAAUUGUUAUCAAAAAUUAAAUGCUGUUUCUAUUUUAAUUGAUGACUGGUGAAUGGGUUUUUUGAUGAUUGUUUUCUUAAGAAAUGUUUUGGGUUUACUAUUGUUUCUUUUUUUCUAUAGAGUAUAGACUUUUUACACUUGAAAUAUAAAGACAACAGCUUAGAGACACUGGAUUAGAAAUGCCUUUAUAGUCAAAUACAGCUGCUUCUUGAAAUGCAUUAUUGUUGAGUCUUUCUUUCAAUUUGAAAAAUGUAUUUCUAAUCGAAUAGAGAAAAUGAUCAUCAGGAACUGCAUGCAGGAUCCUGCCAGGACUUCUACACCUCAACAGGCCAAUGGAGUUGAUUUUACUCCAGUCGAUGGUAUGGAAGACCUGUGACCAAAUACAAUUAAAUCUUGCAUUAUUUGUUCCAAAAUAA